AUGCCCUCUCGCAAAAAGUUUUACAUGGCGGCCCAACAACAACCUCCCAAGGCUCCCCUUCAAGUGCCGUAUGCAUCGGAUGGAGAAGAGGUGGAAGUGGCCGUCGUCGUCAAUGACAAUACGGCUGUCGACAGUGGGGAGAAUCCUUUGCCUGCUGCUAGUAAUGGUAACGGUGCUGUCAAGGCAGGCCUGAGGCGCAACAAACGGCCAGUCGCGAUUGCCUUGGUACUCUUGGUGGCUACCAUCAUCUUAUUAGUGGUGCUGGGUGUGGUGCAAAAGGGGAACAACAACAACAAUAGCAACGGUACUACAGGUAGUAGUACAUCAUCCACAACUGUAUCAGCAGGUCCCACUACUAGUACUCAAGAAGACACUCCCGCAGACGAGAACAUUUUCCAUCAGGAACCGCCCGACACUGGAGGCACAAGAGUCACUCAAACCAACACUCCAAAUGCGACAACAACAACAACACCUAUUCCCACCACGCCAGUGCCCACUGUCCCUUUUGGAGAAGCUACGGUUCCCCCCACAAUGCUACCGGUACAACCACAACCUACUUUUCCAACGUUACCACCUGCCAUGGCGACCAACAACAACAACUCUAGUAGUAGUAGCAGUAGAAUACCCACAUUGCCACCACAAACGACUCAACCCACCCCCACGGCACCACCCGUCACGGCAACGCCCACCAAUACUCCCGGAGUUCAAGUACCCAAAGAAACACCAGCACCCAUCAUGGAGGCGCGAGACACUGCUCCUCCCACCACUGCC
Messenger RNA from Seminavis robusta, 771 nucleotides. Lineage: Eukaryota; Bacillariophyta; Bacillariophyceae; Naviculales; Naviculaceae. The record is from the annotation of a GenBank genome assembly.